AUGUGCAUGAAGCGCGGCUACCAGUGGUCGUACAAGAAGCGCCAAAGCUGCUUCAGCUGCGGCCAUGCUCUACGUCCCGCUCCCUCGCCGCCGCCGCCGCCGCCGCGCGGCGUGUGGUCUCGCGAUCGCCGUGGCGACGCCGAUCGGGGAGCGCGUGGCGAGGGCGACUGGCGUGGUGGCGAUGGCGACUGGCACGAGCGCUCUCGCCAGCGCCGUGGUGCCGCCGCACAGCCGCUGGGGCUAUCCGAACUGGUCGAGUCGCUCGAGGGCCAGGCCACUUCCGAUGCCCAGCGGGAGGCGCUCCAGCUGCUCGAGAAGGCCUUCGCCCCGCCCCCUCCCACCGAGCGCCCUGCGCUGGUGGAGGAGGGCAUCCAGAGAGCAGCGGCCGCCGAGCGUGCGGCCAGGCGCUCCAUUGAGAAGGCCACGAAGCAGCUCGCGGAUGCAAGGCAGUGGCUCGCGGAGUGCCAGGCCAAGUCCGACGCUGCAGCGGACGAGCUUGUCCUGGCUGAGGUCAAGCUCGCCAACGAGAAGAAGGCGCUGCAGGAGAAGGGUCACAUCGGCGCCAUCAACUUGUCCGCGCUGCUGGAGGCGGACUCCACUGACUUCCACGUCGAGGAUGGCCCGCUCUUCGACUUGGAGGGUCUCGAGGUGUCGUCCGCGCAGCUUCAGCAGUGCGACACGCCCAAGGCAAAGCUGGCGGCCUCGGUGCAGGAGGCGGUGCGCACCCACUUCGGCCCAGGGGCGGAGGCGCUCAAGGCCCAGCGGGAGCAGCUCGAGGAGCUCAAGGCUCUCCGCGCCACCUUCAAGAAGAGGAGGC
Molecule: messenger RNA, 817 nt
Organism: Prorocentrum cordatum
Lineage: Eukaryota; Dinophyceae; Prorocentrales; Prorocentraceae
Source: the annotation of a GenBank genome assembly